Salarias fasciatus (jewelled blenny) is the source of this 2637-nucleotide messenger RNA. RefSeq names its product keratinocyte differentiation factor 1a (gene kdf1a). Lineage: Eukaryota; Metazoa; Chordata; Actinopteri; Blenniiformes; Blenniidae. The coding region runs from base 358 to 1548 and encodes 396 amino acids. The transcript has 4 exons. The record is from RefSeq and is a predicted model, not a curated record. Gene Ontology annotation, biological process: keratinocyte development; regulation of epidermal cell division. Gene Ontology annotation, cellular component: cell junction.
AGCUGUAGCCGCAGGUAAAAGCCAAACACUGGCGGACUCACGGCUAAACUUUUAUCGAUUUCUUUACCAGCGCAAAGGCGACGAAAAUGAGCUGAAGGCGGCCGUCCCGUCGAGAGGAUAUAGUCGAAGCUCUCCGGGUUUUUGCUGGUUCGUCCGGGAGUUUGUCAGCGGUGGGAGAUCCGUGUUUCUCUCCGGUGUUUGAAGCGCUAGCAAAGCGUUUGUCCCUCUCCGAAGACUUCCGCGGUUCGUUCGCCGGACAAAUCACUUGGGAUAGAAAAACAAAAAAAAAAAACAAAAACAAAAAACGAAGCGCAACCACGACCGUUUCCUCUUAUGCGGUCCCAGGCUGUGUGAGCCAUGCCUGGCCACAGCACAGGGGCCCCCCAGGGGUCCCGCCACCACACCAGCCACAACCCCAGCUCCAGGACGGACAAAUACCGUCAAUCGCGGUCUGCGUCCAAGGAGAGCGCCGCCAGCCAAGACUCCUAUAGGGACCCUCAUGGAGAUCAUCUGCGUGAGCACCACGUUGACCCCUCCCGAUACUCGGAGAACAAGUACAGCCGCAGCAGGGGCCACCCGAGAAAUGGCACGGCACGGGGCUCGGAGACGAUAGGAUUUAUCCCGGGGUCGGCGGACAACGCGCCCCCCAGCAGGCAUGCCUGUGGCUCCUGUGCCUCCAUGGGCUGGAGCGGCUGCAAGGCUGUGAUCUGCUGCGUCCUGACCUGUGGGUUUUACGGCAGCCGGGAGCCGUGUCUGCCUGUCAACGAGAGCUCCACAGAUCAUCCCCCUAAACCAAGUGAGCCUCACCCUCCUAAUGGCAUUGCAGUUUCCAACCCCACCUGUGGAGUCCCUUUGGAACCCAGCAAGACCCCCAAAGCCUCCAAGUUGCCCAUAAGUGAAAGCUUCCGCUACCACGACGUGCGCAUCGCCGGUCAGACUGUAAAGUAUCCAGUCGCCGCCCCUAAACGGACCCGUGCCCCGACUAAAGGGGAAAACCAGCGGCCAGUCAGCAACACCAGCUUGAUAUCGCGUGAGGAUUACGAGGACGACAGGAGCGAUACGGGCACGGACAUUGACUCCCUUAUCACCAAGAAGCUGCUGGAGCUGUACGCGCUGCAUCAGAUCGACCAGCUGGCCAAGUGCACCUCUGACUCGUCCUUCUCCCGCAAAACCAACGAGAUCAGCGAGCUGAUCUACAGCAUCGCUCAGGACUACAACCUGGAGGAGCAAGAGGCCGAGUGCAAGCUGGUGCACGGCGUCAUCCGCAUCAGCACGCGCAAGGGCAAGAGCAAAAACAAGGGCCACCAGUCAACAGGCCAGCGCCCGAACGGCAGGAGCGACGGGACUCUUCCUGACAGUGGCAACGAGACCAUGAGCAGCGACUUGCCGGAGGUGAAAGUGUCGGAGCAGACGCCCUCGGAUGAGCUGGCAAGGAAAAUGAGGCACUACAGCGGGAGAACGUAUUCCUCCAGCGCCACCACAGCCUAUUCGGCCUACCAUCGCGACACUGAGACGGACUCCUCGGGUGCUCCCCUGCUCUCUCUUUGAAUGACAACACAAAGAAGAACACCUGUCCUGACAGUGGAUGCAGCCAUUUCCCUGGAUGGUUUGAGCCUCUUGCUGUUAGCAGAGCGCCUCUCACCCUGGGUGGUUCUACAACUUAGUGAUCUGGCUCAAGUUUGCAGUACAAGACUUUUUUUUUUUUUUUUUUUUUUUUUUUUUUGUUUUGCGUAGCGAUGACAGUGUAAGUUUUUAUGAACUAACGCGGGUGUAAAGUGAUGGCCCUCACUAUAAAAGCAACAGUCCGGAGGUCGGAGGAUUGAGCGCGAUAGAAGAAAAGAACCGUCCUCAUUCUUGUCUUUGUUUUUGCAAGCCAUUGUGCACGAACAGUCUGUUUGUAUGAGUGCAUUGACUACUGCCACUUUUCUUCUCUCUUAAGAUGCAUGUUUUGACCUGGAAGCCUUAUUAAGCCAUAUGUUGUUGCUUUGUUUUGUUUUGUUUUUUUAAUUGUGGCGUUUUGCCACGUUUUUGUAUUAACCUUUUAGCACAGUUUUUAAUAAAAUAAAAAACCUCAAUGUGUCUUUCUUUUUUCAGUGUGUAGAUCUCUCGUUGAUGUCUUUUUUGCAACAUUAUUUUCUCACUUUGUUGACCCACACAAACUGACAAUGCAAACACUUUAGCACAUGUUCCCAGAUUAUCCAGGCUGAAUGUAAAUAGCUUAAUCAAAUUGAAAGGCUUUCUUUUUCUUGUACAUCAACAAGCAUUUCCCUUUGCAUACUUUCCUGUCUCUUUAGCCUACUUCUUUUUUAUCUUUCGGAUUAUUGUUGUCAAGCUCAUCUCCCCGAGGUCACUGUUGUGGCAGGCAGGCAGGCAGGCAGGCCGGCUUUUUUUCCACCCUCAGCAAAAGAACAAACUUGUUCGGCUGGUUCUGACAAAAAGGAAAUAAAAUCCCGGGGUUUGUCUUUUCAUUUAUUGAAAAGAGAAGAAGCCGUGCAGGGAAUCAGCCUCAUUACAGGAACCUGUCUUUUAAUCCUGCUUUGGAUCAUACUGAAGCUUUCUUUGUUUAUUUAAUCAUCCUGUGAAUUUAUGAAUUUUAAGAAUGAGUUGUUACGACCACCUCUGUAAAUGUAUGCCUUU